AUGGCCGCCACUUUAUCGGUAUUCAACGCUUGCCUGGACCCAACUCAGCAGCUCACUGCCGCCGCUGCCUUGAGGCUCACGCAGAAGGACCUUAGCCGCAGAAUAAAUAGUGCUGGGUGGCAGGCCCAAUUCCAAGCAGUUUCCGCCGUUGGCAAAGCCAUGUUGUUGUCGGAGAUAACGCCUGGUGCUCGGGCCUUUCUAACCUGUGCGCCGUCUGGCCGCACACGCAUGGAGCCAGCGGUAUUCGUGGCUGAGAUCCGGGUCCGUUUGGGCAUUGCAGAAGCUACUGCCGACACAUGGCGCCCCAAAUACGAUACCAUUCUGCACAUAAUUGGUGGGGAACGUACACUUCGCCACAACACCCUUCGUGACCUGAUUCUCAAUUAG
This is a messenger RNA of Cladocopium goreaui, 387 nucleotides long. Lineage: Eukaryota; Dinophyceae; Suessiales; Symbiodiniaceae. The record is from the annotation of a GenBank genome assembly.